UUGACGUAACCGUUGGCCAAUAAGCGAGCAGGUCUAAAAGUAAUCGGUCCAGCCUUCUCGGAGAAUGCUAGAGAUACUCGGUAAUGGCGACAGGUCGGCCUGCCCAUGUGACAAGGUGUAAUAUGGUGUGGGAGGUAAAGACAGUCUCUAAAAGAAUCCAGGAAUCCAAGACAGAUUGCUCCAGCAUGGACGAGGCCUUUGACCUGCUCAAGUGUAAUGAGGACCUGACAUCUUCACCAGGCUGCCCCUCUACUGAAGGCCCUAUAGAAUACGAUGACUUGCCAGAACUACAGGAAGUGAAGGAUGACCAGUCGUCCCCAGCAGUGUUCCAGGUGACCCCGGGUGUGUCGCAUGAAGAGAGGCCUGAGCCGGGCUGGAGCCUGCAGACAGAAAGCAGUAGCAUCUCCCACACAAACUGGCUCACGGAGUUAGCCAACAUCGCCACCAGUCCCCAAAGUCCUUUACUGCAGAGUGCACCCCACCCCAGGUCUUCGCCUGUGCAUAUCUUUGCCCACAGUAACAGUUUACAUUCCUACGCCCGGCCUCCGUUGGCCUCCAGCAGUGCUCCCAGUCCUGCUCGUAGCCACAUGAGAGAGCGUCGCCGCACGAGGGCUAGCAGUGAGUCAGAGUCUGGGAUAUUCUGUAUGUCUUCACUGUCUGAUGAUGAUGACAUGGGAUGGUCCCAUUCUUGGCCCUCCACAGUCUGGCACUGCUUUCUGAAAGGCACACGCCUGCGUUUUCACAAAGGGCCAAAUGUGGAGUGGCAGGAGGUAGAAGAUGUGGCUGAGUCUGAAGAUGAGUCUGAUGAUGAAGGAGGCAUGCACCUCAGUCCCAUUAAAACAUAUGGAUGUGAGGGGUUGAAACUUGUGGCCCUGGAGGAGACUGUGUCAUUUGGCCAGUCGGUUCUGAAAUUAACCUUUGACCCUGGUUCUCAAGAGGCUGGGCUUCUAACUGCUGAGUGCCAACUGGACCAUCCAUUUUAUGUGAAAAAUAAAGGUUGGUCCUCUUUUUAUCCGAGCCUUACUGUGGUGCAGCAUGGUAUUCCCUGUUAUGAAAUGCAGAUUGGGGACUUGUGUCUACCUCCAGGACACCGUGAUGCCAUCAACUGUGAUGACUCAACUGUUUUUGACACCUUCAGGAGUUAUGACUUCACCCCUCUGGACUCAUCUGCUGUGUAUGUGCUGAGCAGUAUGGCACGCCAGAGAAGAGCAUCCCAGUCAAGCGGGGGCACUGUGAGCCCUGACUGUGACAAGCUGGAGCGUUCUGGCUCUUCCCAUCACUCCCCUAGUAGCAAAUCACAUCGUAGCCACUCCUCAGGGGGAACUGCAGCCACACCUACAAAAUGCAAACGGCCAAUGAACGCUUUCAUGCUCUUUGCUAAGAAGUAUCGAGUGGAGUACACACAGAUGUAUCCUGGGAAAGAUAACAGAGCUAUUAGUGUGAUUCUGGGUGAUAAGUGGAAGAAAAUGAAGAACGAGGAGAGAAGGAUGUACACCAUGGAGGCUAAAGCGCUGGCUGAGGAGCAAAAACGCCUCAACCCAGAUUGUUGGAAACGCAAGAGAACCAACUCGGGUUCUCAGCAGAACUAGCCAUGAAACAGGAAUGGGAGCGAAUGACAUCACCUAUGCCAUCUAUCCACCCGUACGAGUGAGGAGACUUAACUGUGAUGAUUACAGCAAUAUAUAUAUAUAUAUAUAUAUAUAUAUAUAUAUAUAUAUAUAUAUAUAUAUAUAUAUAUAUAUAUAUAUAUAUAUAUAUAUUUGAACAUACACACACACAUCAGUGGGGUCCAAAGGUCUGAGACCACUAGUGAAAAUGCUUAUAUUUGGCAUUCUUUUCUAAUUUAAUGCAACAAUUUGAGUGAAAAAUAGAAUCUUUGAAAUAUUUACAUGAAUUUUAGACUUUCUUAGUACUUGGUAUGUCCCCUUUUUGCUUUAAUGACAGUGUGCACUCAAGCUGGCAUGGACACCACAAGUUUUGCAAAACCUUACGAUCCAUUUUAAAUCAAAUCCACCGGAGUGCCGUUUGAACACAAGCUUCAAUAGAAGAGAUGAGGCAGGAGGACCUUUUGUACAAAGCAGUUAACAUGGUCAAUAUUACAAAUUUGCUUUUAAUUAAAUAGGGACCUAGAAAUAGUGAAGAAUCUUGAAUAAUAAAUAUUCAAGAUAUUGAACAUUUGAAUAUUUCAAAAUUCUAAAAACUUCUGUUUAUUUCUAUUUUUAAAUGAAAAAAAAAAAAAUCCUGGAUGUUUUCAAUGUGGUCUCAGAUUCUUAGACCCCACUAUGUGUUAUACAUACAUGCAUUAUACAAUGUGCAUUUAUAUAUAUAUAUAUAUAUAUAUAUAUAUAUAUAUAUAUAUAUAUAUAUAUAUAUAUAUAUAUAUAUAUAUACACACACACACACACACACAAACACAUUAUGAAGCAUAUUAUCUAUUAAACUAACAGCGCAUAUAUUUUUCUUAUUCUUUCAAAAAUUAUGAAAAUGCCUUAUUCUUCCAAAGUAAGAAAAUGCUCACUUGUACUUUCAGGUAAUUUUGUAUUUCUAUGCUUGAAAGGUGAGACCCUGUGGUGCUAUUUUAGUGAGAGCAAAGGAGCAGUAUAUAUAUCGAAAAAAGUAUAUUUUUAAAUGUAAAAAGAGGAAUUUUAGAUGCUAGUCAGCUUGUUUUGCAGUUGUUCAUAAGAGUUAAGUUUGUAUAACUCAAAAUAUUGCACAGACGCAUUGUAUUGCAAAUGGACAAAUGUUGAAUUUCAUGUUCAUCAGUGAACUGGGAAUGGUUGUAUUCUGUAGACACCAAGACACCAGCCUAGACCAUAAACUGUGUGUGGGAGCACGAGCAACGUGCGUAUGGGUGUUUGUGCACCCUCCAACCGGCCAUAUUAUAGUGCAUAACAUGCUCACAUACACACAUAAAGACACACACACACACACACAUACACACACAUGAUCACAAAUGAACACAUAUAUACAUGACAGCACACAUUCACUCUCACAUACAGCACUUCAGGGCCAUGCCUUCACUGUAAGUGUUUUGUUUUUGCACUUUACGUACAUACAUAAACUUGUACAACCAGUAGAUGUAUACAAACUGAUAUAUUGUGUAUAAAAUUAUAUAUAUAUACUUUACUCACAAUCAUGGCCAAACUGUAUAGUUUAUUUUGUGCUUUGCAGGGCUGCCCUCACUUUUGAGAAAAAGAGUUGUUGAUAAUGUACAGGUCCAUGUUCCCAUUCAGUUCUUGCACAAAAUAUUCUUGUAUCAUAUUAUAAAUAAAGUUUUAAAAUUAUUGUACACUCA
This is a messenger RNA of Pangasianodon hypophthalmus (striped catfish), 3295 nucleotides long. RefSeq names its product HMG-box transcription factor 1 (gene hbp1). The record is from RefSeq and is a predicted model, not a curated record. Gene Ontology annotation, molecular function: protein binding; RNA polymerase II cis-regulatory region sequence-specific DNA binding; RNA binding. Lineage: Eukaryota; Metazoa; Chordata; Actinopteri; Siluriformes; Pangasiidae. Gene Ontology annotation, cellular component: nucleus. Gene Ontology annotation, biological process: regulation of transcription by RNA polymerase II. The transcript has 11 exons. Bases 84 to 1589 code for a protein of 501 amino acids.